UGUCGGACACGUAGUGGGAACGAGCAGGUCCCGAUGCACAAGUCACGGCAACCCUCGGCGGAGAUGAAGGCGGACUCCGACUGGCUCUGAUUUUUAAAAGCCCUUUUCAUUCAGGCGGUCGGUUGCCAACGGUUAUCAAUAUGGCAGAGCCGUUAUCCCAGGCACCCACCGCUGCAAAAAUGGCGUCACUUAACCGGGUCCGAGCUUUGGCGAUGAUUUUCUUAACUGUCACUGGCUGUUGUGUCACCCCGACAAGUGGCAAGGAAGGGUCCGAGGAGACCGUCAUCAUAGGGCUCCGACUGGAGGACACGGACGACAUUUCCUUCAUGGAUAAGGGCUACCUGCGGGUGAGUGAGCGGUCUCGGGUGAAAUUAAGGGUGUACGGGCAGAACAUCAACAACGAGACCUGGUCCAAAAUUGCUUUCACGGAACAUGAGCGGAGCAGGACGGUAGGGAGCCUUGACAGUUCCUCGGGGGAUAACCAGAGCCAAGAGGACUCGUCCGGCUUGCAUCCCUGCGGUAUUAGGACUUCGGAUAUAAUUAUAUUGCCCAACAUCAUCCUGAAUCGAAAGACGUCCGGAAUAGUUGAAAUUGAGGUCAAACCCCUGCGGAAGACGGAGAGGAGUAAAGCGUAUUACCUUUGCAUCGCCACCGCGACACCGGCCGUGGCCGGGAUGCACGACCCGUGGACGGAGAACACCUGGAUCUACCACGAUGGGGAUGACACCAAAGUGAUAGUGGUGGAGGAGAAAAAGUUUCUGCUGCCUUUCUGGCUCCAGGUCAUCUUCAUCUCCAUGUUGCUGUGCCUGUCGGGCAUGUUCAGCGGGUUGAACCUGGGGCUCAUGGCUCUGGACCCCAUGGAGCUCCAGAUAGUCCAGAACUGCGGCACGGAGAAGGAGAAGAAUUACGCCAAAAAAAUAGAGCCGGUCAGGAGUCAAGGGAAUUACUUGCUUUGCUCGCUUCUGCUCGGGAACGUGCUGGUGAACACCACGCUGACCAUCCUGCUGGAUGAUAUCGCCGGGUCGGGGUUGAUAGCAGUGGUCAUGUCCACCAUUGGAAUAGUCAUUUUUGGGGAAAUCGUGCCCCAGGCCAUCUGCUCCAGACACGGCCUCGCUGUCGGGGCCAACACCAUAUUCCUCACCAAGUUCUUCAUGCUGCUCACCUUCCCUGCGUCCUACCCGGUGAGCAAGCUGCUAGACUACCUCCUGGGACAGGAGAUAGGAACCGUGUACAACCGGGAGAAGCUUCUGGAGAUGCUGCGCGUCACGGACCCCUACAACGACCUGGUGAAGGAGGAGCUCAACAUCAUCCAGGGCGCGCUGGAGCUCAGGACUAAGACCGUGGAGGACGUCAUGACGCCGCUGAGAGAUUGCUUCAUGAUCCCCGGGGAUGGCACCCUCGACUUUAACACCAUGUCCGAGAUCAUGAAGAGCGGCUAUACGCGCAUCCCAGUCUUCGAGGGCGAGAGGUCCAACAUAGUGGAUCUGCUCUUUGUCAAGGACCUGGCGUUUGUGGACCCAGAUGAUUGCACCCCUCUCAAAACCAUCACAAAGUUUUACAGCCACCCGUUACAUUUUGUGUUCAAUGAUACCAAGUUGGAUGCAAUGCUGGAGGAGUUUAAAAAAGGAAAAUCUCACCUGGCCAUAGUUCAGAGGGUGAACAAUGAGGGUGAGGGAGACCCUUUCUACGAGGUGCUGGGUAUCGUCACGCUGGAGGACGUUAUUGAAGAAAUCAUCAAGUCAGAGAUCCUGGACGAGACUGACUUGUACACUGACAACAAGACGAAGAAGAAAAUCACCCAUCGGGAAAGGAAGCAGGAUUUCUCAGCCUUCAAGCCUACCGACAAUGAAAUGAAGGUUAAAAUAUCACCUCAGCUUCUGCUGGCUACCCUGCGUUUCCUAGCAACAGAGGUCGAGCCGUUCGCACCGGUGCAAAUGUCAGAAAAGAUUCUUCUGCGCUUGUUGAAGCACCCCAACGUCAUCCAGGAGCUGAAAUACGAUGAGAAGAACAAGCGGGCGGCCGAGCACUACCUCUUCCACAGGAACAAGCCCGUGGAUUAUUUCAUCCUUGUACUGCAGGGGAAGGUGGAGGUGGAGGCAGGGAAAGAGGGGAUGAAGUUUGAAGCAGGACCGUUCUCCUUUUAUGGGAUGAUGGCUCUGACAGCCUCGCCAGUGCCUCUCUCUCUGUCUCGUACAUUUGUGGUCAGUAGGGCUGAAUCAUUAGCAGGAUCUCCAGAGAAUAAAUCUCCUCCACGGCCGUUUGGACUCAACCACUCCGACUCCCUGAACAGGAGCGAUCGUAUAGACGCCAUCACUCCGACCCUCGGCAGCAGCAACAACCAGCUCAACUCCUUUCUGCAGAUCUACGUACCUGACUAUUCAGUCAGAGCGCGCUCAGACCUGCAGUAUAUAAAGGUUACACGCCAACAGUACCAGAACGCUGUAAUGGCGUCACGGAUGGACAAAACGCCCCAGUCAACAGACAGUGAGUUCACUAAGAUUGAGCUCACUCUGACAGAGCUCCACGAUGGAGUGGAGACCCCCACAGUCGUCACCACCACAGCCAGCAUCACAAGCACCACCCCUGCCGUGUCCGUAUCCGUGGCCAACGAGACGUCCCACCUGCUCAACCAGCAGCAGAACUGUGUAGGCCUCAGCAGGAGCAACCACAGCGCCCACAACGAGGGACCCAUCUAGCCCCUGCCGAGCCUGGUGGAGACCCCAGACCCUCCACCCUGUCACGUGGACACACGCGGAGCGGUGGCGUAGAUGGAGAUGAGGGAAAGUGGGAAGCAGAGGUGGGUAGAGUAAGGGUUCUGCUCCAACCAGUAGCCCCCAGUCAGUCAGUGAGACCCUUUCAUGGAGGGGCAGUGGGGAAGACGGGUGCUGUGUCACCCUGAAUGCCCCCACCUGAACGCUGUCAGAAUUCCUGCUGUACUACACCCUCUUACAGAGGGUGCACUCGGACAGUACCUGCGACUGAGCUUCUAUUUUGGGACAAUCUGACACUUUCAUAGCGGUGACUUGGACAAGAGGACGACAGAGUGCACGCAAACCCCGUCCCUUUCCCCUACAAACACACACGCACACGCACACACACACACACACACACACACUCGCUGUAUUUUCUCCUCAGGCCAAAGACUUUGGUCCCCCCUUCUUACACUGGACACAGACUGUUUUUGCUGACAUACACACACAUAUUCAAGCACCGACACAUUUCCAAACACACACAUACACACGCACAAAUGCAACUCCCCCACCCGCGCAUCUUUCAGGGAGGCUCAGUCGACUGUUGAUCCCAAACCCAAACAAGCAGAGUGAACAGUUGGUCAAAGACUGCACCAAAAACCGCUUUGAAAGAAACCGUUAAACCAUGAACCAAGAAUGUUUUCCUGUAUUUAUUUAUUUUAUAAUAUUGUAUGUAUAUAUAUGUAUGCGUGGAGACAUGAUAUGACAUAAACUGGCAUACGAGCAUGCGCGAGCAUGUACAUGAAGCCGUGCGUGGCGCUCUCAUGUCAUAUCAAAAAGGACAUGCUACAUAUAUGUAGACGAACAUCCGUUCAUGUAUAUGAGGAGGUGAGGGUCUUUUACAGAUACAGUAUGUAUAUUACAGAUCCUGUUAUUUUUACUAUUAUCCUAAAUCAGGCUUAUGGUACACUAUCUUUUUCACCUUUAAAAAAAAUCACACUAUUGCCUUUAAGAGAAAUCAUAUAAUUAAUUAUUUUAACAAAGUGCAAUGAAAGCAAUUUAUUUAAGAGAUGAUUAUGAAUUAAAAGAAUCACUGUAUUAUAAAUUGACAGAUAUAUUUGUAUGUAUGUAUUGUAUGUAUAUGUAUAUUUGUUUUUUGUUUUUGUUUUUGAAAAAUUGCUAAACUGCAGCCAUCCACAAGCAAAACUGUCCUUAGUCAGUCUCUCUUUCUCUUUGUCUCUUUCAUGUUUUUGCAUCCUUUGACCUCAAACACGACGUCUGCUCUACGUUCAUAUGGGAGUAACGAUGCUUAGACUAUUCACCACGGUGUAGUGGGGGGAGGGGGAGGGGGAGGGGGAGGUGAAAGUGACAUGGCACCUAUGCAUGCGGAGGUUAUGUGUCUUUUUUUUUUUUGCCAAUUUUACGCAUAAUCAAACUUGAUAAUUGCACAGUAUUAAUGACCUCAUCUAACAUGUUGAGCAUCAUCAACGUCACAAAAAGUAACCUCGACAUUAAACAUGUCCAUGAAUGAUACACAGCUAUGCUUUUCCACUGUUUAUGUGUGUGACUGUGUCGUGGCUUUUUUUUUGUUUGUUUGUUUUUUUUGUAUGUGUGUUACUUGCAUGUGUGUGUCUAUAAAACAUAACCCGGCGGUUCAGUUGAUAAAGGCUAUUUUUUGACAGCGGUGAAUGUGAAAGAGACGACACUUUACUUGGCUCCCCACACAACGCAGAUUAUAAUCCAUUCUUAAUAACUAUUGAAUUAAUUCAGAUCAAAAUCUAAAAUAUUCUUUAAAAAUGUUGGCUGCUAUUAAAGAGAGAUAUUUAUGUUGAUUUCAUUUUACAUUAGAAACUCUGUAGCCAUUUAUUUUUUAUUUCUUUCACAAUUUCAAAAAAACACAAUUAAAGAAGAGUUUGACAUUUUGGGAAAUACACUGAUUUGCAUUCUUGCUGAGAGUUUGACAGAUUUUUAUAAUAACUCGACACCGGAUGGCAAAAUGGCUUCUAUUUAUUCCGGUUGAGUUGCUCACCUGGUGCAUGCACCAUAAAAAGUUUUCAUCUUCAGGGUUUACAGCCCACUGUCUCUCCCGCUGGCCCAGCCCGCAAGUUCACAUUUGGCUCAUAGACUUCGCAUUGUGAUGACAUCACAGUUUUUAAAAUUGCUUUUCUCUGCCCCAGAAAAGUUUUAGAAAUAUAAAACCACCAUGGAUCAAACUUUUAAAAUGAAAAAAAGUCAUAAUUUACCUUGUUUGCACUUUGAGGUGUCCUGUCAACAGUUUCACGGACAUCUCUUUUAUAAUGGUGGAGAAUUGUUUCGCUGCAGUACCCCAAAUGGUCACUGGGAAAACUGGCUGCAAGGCUGAGCAGCAUUCCAGGGGGCCUGUCAAUGAGAGGGUGGUGAUAACUCUUAACACUAACUGCUAGCUUGAUUAGCACAUUGCAUUUACGUUAACUGUGAUAAUACAAAGGCUAAUGCUAAUUUUCUCUAGCAAACUACAGGUUUAAAACCAUUGAAACAAAAUGUACUCGACAGAAAAACUGAACAUCCGACUCUUUUUAAACAAACAAAACAUUACAUUUGACCUGAAAACAGUCUGAAUGAGAAACAGCACUACCGCUACACCUAGCUGUCAUCGAAUGUACGUUGUCACCAUUGUAUAUAAAAUGUAAACAGGUGAGUUAAAUAAAAAUUCACCCUUGUACAGGUGUCAUGAUGGAGGAAGAUUAUCUAUAGCAAUCCCAACCGUUCUUUGAACCAGGCUGUAAACAUGUUUAUUUGAACAUGGGGGUCUGUGGGGACUGACUCGCUGGAGCCAUCCUCAAGUGGCCAUUUGCGGAACUGCAGUUUUUGGCACUUUGGCAUUGGCUUCAUUUUUUUGCCCCGGAGGUUGCUGCUUGACCAUCACCAUCUCUAAGGCUCAUUAAUUACUCCUGGAAGUCACUGCUCGGGGCCAAGAAAGUCUGGCACAUAACACCUGUAAAACCACAACUUGAUGUUUUACACUAAUAACAGGAUAUAACUAUAAAACUGCUUCCAACUUCUCAACCCCUCGGCAAGAAAGCAAAUAAGUGUACAUGUCAAACUAUUCCUUCGAGUCUUUUUAAUGUUUAUUUUAUUAGUAUUUUAUAUGUGAUUGCUUUAGUACUUGCUCGCCCUUAUUGUUUUACCUCAUAAAGACAGGAAAGAGUUUUAAGAUACUGUAUGUGCUUGAAAUUUUUUCCUAAAGCUACAAAAGUCUUAGUGUAGAGUAAUUCUGUUUACUUCAUAUCUGUAGGGAUGUAGAUUUUUAUCUCUUUGACUAAAACGUGACUUUGAUUCCACUUCCAGGCCUGAUCAUUAACAUUACAUGUACUGUACGCUGGCUGUUUCCUCGCCACCUUACAGGCAACAUCAGUGUCUUAAAGCUGAGUCCUCCUUAUAUUCAGUUGCAGUCUGUAACCACUGGUGGUCGCUGUUUCCACAUGUAAUCUAAUGUGUGUGUAAUGGCCCCUGAAAGCAGCACACAUGGACGGACAGCCUCUCCAUCUGCUCAGCCACGAGGGGCGUCUCGGUUGUAUAACCAGACACAGAGUACGUCUGCAUUGUUUGCAGCUGUGUUCGCUGUUGUUUAUUGUUUACUUGAAAGUGCUCCUAUGCAGCAGGCCCGCUCCUGCUCUGCUGGGACAAUCACUCCAGAGGCGAAGCGACGAAUGAUGAUCAGGUUGUAAAAACUGUGCUCGGGACAUUCAUACUCUGCUUUACAGACUCAGUGCCUGACAGGAGAACAAGAAGCAUGAUGGUAGAACAAAAGCCCAAACGCACAACAGGAAACACUGGGGGAAGCAUCAGCUGUGACUCCAUCAUUUUAAUACACACACACUUGUUAUCAUUUUCUCUCACACACUCCAUCCUCUGCUGAACACAAGAGUAUCAUCCUUCCAUUAUGUGAAUGCUUUGCAGGCCUGUGUUGAACUGGUCUUUUGUCCAUCCCAACGCUGCUACUGUACACAUGUGCUGUCCAUAAUGCUUCUUCUACCUGACGACGUUCCCAUUGCCUCCUCCAGCUGGUGGUUUAAUAAAAAAGUGAA
Messenger RNA from Epinephelus moara (kelp grouper), 6757 nucleotides. RefSeq names its product cyclin and CBS domain divalent metal cation transport mediator 2b (gene cnnm2b). The transcript is spliced from 8 exons. Gene Ontology annotation, molecular function: magnesium ion transmembrane transporter activity. Bases 141 to 2696 code for a protein of 851 amino acids. NCBI's taxonomy places the organism in Eukaryota, Metazoa, Chordata, Actinopteri, Perciformes, Serranidae. Gene Ontology annotation, biological process: magnesium ion homeostasis; transport. Gene Ontology annotation, cellular component: plasma membrane. The record is from RefSeq and is a predicted model, not a curated record.